AUGGGGCUAAUAAGAAAUAAGAAGAAGAGGAAACAUGGUGAAAGAAGAGUCUCGGAAAAAGAAGGUUGCUGGGAGUGGUGCAAGCUCGUUUGGAUUGUUCACAAGCUUUGCUGUUCCUUCUGCCUUUCGAUUAUUGGCUUGAAGAUAAAAUCCUUGUGGUACAGAUGCAAAGGAAAGGAUAGAUCAGAGCUAAAGAGACGAAUGAGCCUCAAAAUUCAACAUUCGACCAUCUCAACGGGAAACUUAGAAGAUUGGAUCAACAGAUCGAUGUCCCAUCAAUACGAACAAACGAAUUCGGAACUUAUGAUGAAGGAGUCUAUCACAUCUAGCCAGCCGACAAGAUCAACCUUGACUUUACCGUCAAUCUAUCCCUCAGUGACGUCCGAAGUUUCCCAGGGUCCACCACCAAGACCUCCCCCACCGAAAACACCGUACCCAACUGCGCCUGAUCAAGUUGAGAUCGAUUUUGAUUAA
Oikopleura dioica is the source of this 474-nucleotide messenger RNA. Lineage: Eukaryota; Metazoa; Chordata; Appendicularia; Copelata; Oikopleuridae. The record is from the annotation of a GenBank genome assembly.